UGCACCGCACCCGGCGAAUGCUCCUGCCCUCCCUGAACAACUUACCUUACCAAACCACCUCUUCCUCAAGGCUUCUGCGCCGUGAGGCCACUCCGCGCUGCUGCUCCCAUUGAUGCCCGCGCAAUCCGUCUCCCUCCAUAACUUCCUCCCCCGUCCCCUGUCUCCACACGACCUCCUCCUCGCAGCACGCUCCACACCCUCCAUCGAGCUCGAGCCCGCUCCGUCUGACGGCCGCCCUCUCCUUUUAUUUCUUCUUCUCACUGUCCAACUCUCGACCCCAUCUCGCAUCGAUUGCGACCGUCAUUCAUCGCCUCAACAUUGGCGCGUAACCGUUGAUCCUCGCCCUAGAAUAAAGCAAAUAUGGAGAACGAGCCCGCCCGCCUCGAGAGCGAUCUCAGCUCCGAUCGAGAAGGAGAGUCCUUCGAAGAUGCCGCGACUGACAUCAACCCCCGCCCUACCUCACAUUCUGAGCGCUCCAGAUCACGGUCGCUGCUCAGUCACCGGACCUCGUCGUCAUCCACCGCUAAAGAGCCGUCUUCGGAUAUGCCCGUCCCAGAUAUGCCCGUCCCAGACCUACCCGCCUCCGCAAGUGCGAAUGGGGCAAGCACAGGUGCAGAUACAGACCAGGGGAAGGAGACGGAGACUGUCGCAACGGAGAACACGUCUUCAACCAAGUCACCCCUCCUGACAGCGCAUAGAAUAUCCGUAACGUCGGAUAUGGAUGAUGUCUCUCUAGAAGAAGAAGACGCCAAAUCUCCAGAUCUCGUACCCAAACUGCCACCUCGACAGCACUCCGAGAGCGGGUUGCAGGGUCUCUCCGGCAGGAUGUCUCCCGUUAAGUUCCCUCCUCCGCCACCCUUCCCACCGCGAGAGGACAAACGCACAUCGAACCCGCCGGCACCGCCACCAACGAGGAAAUUGACAAGUCCGUUUUCUUGGCUUUCUCGGAAUACCUCAAGCAAGAAGCCAGACUCGCCGCCCUCAACCGUUGCGGAACGGCGAAGUACGAACGCAUCUCUGGCAACAAUUUCGAGCAACCCUGAGAACAGAUUAGAGACAGAUGUGCAUACCAACCGGUCUAGCCAGUUUAGUCUGCGCGAUCGGUUCAAGUUUCUUCGCAUGAGGGAAGAAGCCGGCAUCUCUCUAGAAGAGUCCGGGACCGAGCCAGGCCAGGCAGGAGCGCUAGCGGGUCUGAUCGGACGCACAACUAGCAUUUCGAUGGGCGUGGCUUCUCCUGGCACCAUGGGCGAAGCGAAGGAAGAGCAGACUCCAGGCGUUGCAUCUGGUCCAACUAGCCCCAUCGGUGGCUCCCUUGCGAACCAACCCGUCGUUAACCCCAACUUAGCCCCCGGUACGGCUGCUGGAUUCGCCACUGGCCCGCCUGGUGAUGCUGCAGAACCAGUUGACUGGGAUCUAUGGCAAUCAGUUGUGAACGAGGGUCCAGCGGCAGUUGCUCGGACAAGCGCAGAAGAACUGAAUCGGGCCAUUGCCAAUGGGAUACCUCAAGCGAUCCGUGGCGUGAUUUGGCAGGUCUUGGCUCAGAGUAAGAAUGAAGAGCUUGAAAUUCUAUAUAGGGACCUGGUUGCCCGCGGUACGGACAAGGAGAGUACUGCGAUCAAGUCUCCUCAAACGCCAAGUGUUCAAACUGCGGUGAAUGGCAAGGAAAAGGAUUCGCUGGCCUCCUCGUCGUCCUCUGUCCACUCGGAUUGCUCUACCCCAGCCACUACCGGCAGCUCGAAUGCACCCUUACCCUCGCCUCUGACCGCCACCGACAACCCGGAGGACAUGAUCAAACUCCAGGCCAAAUAUGCUGCAGAAAAGAAGCAGAAGAAUGCCGCCAUUCAUAAGUUGGAGAAGACCAUAAAGCGAGAUCUCGGCGCCAGGACCAGUUACUCGAAAUACCUCAUGGCGGCGGGGCUUCAAGAUGGGCUUUUCGGUGUCUGCAAGGCUUAUGCCUUGUAUGACGAAGCUGUGGGAUAUGCGCAAGGCAUGAAUUUCAUCGCAAUGCCGCUGCUGUUUAAUAUGCCCGAAGAAGAAGCCUUUUCUUUGUUUGUAACACUCAUGAACAAGUACGGUCUACGAGAUCUCUUUGUGCACGAUAUGGCAGGGCUGCACCUGCAUCUUUACCAGUUCGAACGACUCUUGGAAGACCUGGAGCCUGCGCUUUAUUGCCAUCUUCAUCGACGGGAUGUCAAGCCACAGCUCUAUGCCACACAAUGGUUCCUGACGCUUUUCGCUUACCGUUUCCCCCUCCAACUUGUUCUCCGCAUCUAUGACUUAAUCCUGAGCGAGGGCCUCGAAACCGCGAUACUAAAAUUCGGAAUCGUCUUGAUGCAGAAGAAUGCCCAGACUCUGCUUGGCAUGAAAGAUAUGGCGACGCUGACAACCUUCUUGAAAGAACGACUCUUCGAUGUUUACAUUGAUAAAGCACCCUCGCCAUCGUCCAUCCUUGAAAGUGGAUUCUUCGGACAAGCAGGAGGCGUUGACAAGGAGGUCUAUCGUGCAGAUAUGCUGGUGAAGGACGCUGUUUCUGUGAAGAUUACUCCUGAGAUGCUGAAGCAAUAUACGGCUGAGUGGAAAGAGCAGCAACGCAUCGAGAAGGAACGAGAAGCCGAACUCCAGGGUUUGAAAGACAAGGUGGCCUCACUGGAGAUGAAAGUUCGGCAGCUUGAGCGUCACGCUGAACAGUCAGACACAGAGCACGUUCAAGUAGCAUCCGAGCUUGUGAAGACGAAAGUAGAGAACGAGAACUUGGCCGAUGAAAAUGAGACGCUCAGGACAAAGGUUGAGGAAUUGCAAAAGAUCGUCGCCCACCAGCCUGAGGAGGUCGAGGCCCGGUUGAAGCUGGAAAUGGAAACAGUCAUGCAGAAGAACAUUGUCGUACACAAUGAGAAUCGGGCACUAGAAGAGCAAAUGGCAGAGAUGGAGAAGGAGCUGGUGGCAACGAAGAUGCAAUGGGCAACCAUCAACGAGGAGCAUGAGGCCCUGAAACAGAAGUGGCACAAUGUGUCCCAGCUUAUGAAUCGCUGACCUUAAAAGACUUCUGGUAACCUUCCAUUCCCCUGCGCAGUGCGCGCCCCUUAUACCAUUAUCUGUCUAUACUUGUUCGAGGCUCUCCUCUCCAAACGGAGUGAGAUUCGGCGUUCACCUGCUUCCCGCCGCUUGUGUUAGUGACAGCGGCUACUUAUCUGCGACUCGUACCUUCUCUGAAUACCCAUGGGAUGUUUCAAUAGCCUCGAUUGUGUCUUCUUCCUUUGUCAGUUGAGCAAUGAUUUGCAUAUGUGGGCGUGGCAUGUGAGAUGCACCUGGCGUUCGCGAGAUCCUAGAAAGAUAACAUAAGCAACGGAGUGCAGGUGCACGUUAGUACCAUUCAGUAAUGAGCUAUUUGGUGCACAUUGUUGCUCUUGUAGCAAUUAGAGCGAUUACCCAGGCCCAAUUGGCGCCCAGAUUCGUCGUACAAAUAUGUGAUUGUUGGCAGUCUCAUGGGAAGAGCCGC
Molecule: messenger RNA, 3496 nt
Organism: Westerdykella ornata
Lineage: Eukaryota; Fungi; Ascomycota; Dothideomycetes; Pleosporales; Sporormiaceae
Product: RabGAP/TBC
Exons: 5
Coding region: 361-3030 (889 amino acids)
Source: RefSeq, a predicted model, not a curated record